Messenger RNA from Diplodia corticola, 2478 nucleotides. RefSeq names its product multicopper oxidase. The record is from RefSeq and is a predicted model, not a curated record. Lineage: Eukaryota; Fungi; Ascomycota; Dothideomycetes; Botryosphaeriales; Botryosphaeriaceae. The transcript is spliced from 5 exons. The coding region runs from base 1 to 2478 and encodes 825 amino acids. Gene Ontology annotation, molecular function: copper ion binding; oxidoreductase activity.
AUGGGGUGGCUUCAGAAUCUUGUUGUGUAUGCUCUUCAGGCCUCUGGAGGUACGCAACAAGGAUCACAAGGACAACAGGGCCAGCAAAGCCAGCAAAACCAGCAAAACCAGCAAAACCAGCAGAACCAACAAAGCCAGCAGAACCAGCAAAGCCAACAAGGACAGCAGGGACAAGGCAGUCAGCUUGGGAGCAAUGUCCAAGCAGGACACGGCGCUCCUGGCAGCCAGGCCGGAAACGUGCAGCAGAACGUGGCCGUCGCCCCAUCUCCUUCUAUCACUGUUGCUGGUAGCAUCAUUACAGCAUCUGGGGGGACAUAUGUCUACGAUCACAAGACACUGUCUCCGGGCGGCUCUGCCAUUACCAUCGCGGGAACAACGUACAGCUUGUUUUCGGAUCCCCAUGCUUCGACAACCUACCUCGUAGUAAAGUCCAGUGGUCACUCAGCUACGACUCAGACGGUGCAGCAGCCAAAGACAACUAGCUCGAGCUCGACACGUACUUUGACUACCACUGGCACAUCCUCCAGCCUUUCUUCCUCUUCCAGCACCACAUUGGCUACAUCUACAAGAACAACCUCAUCCGUCAGGACGUCGAGCGCUAGUUCGAGCCUUCGACUGAGCUCCUCAUCGUCUGCCCAGACAUCUGUCAGCGCAUCCACGAGCUUGCCCACAACUUCGUCGCUCUCUUCCAGCAAGGCUUCUUCAAGCUCGAUUGCGUCCGAGUCGGCCUCAUCGAGCGUCGUGUCAACCUCUUCUUCUUCGAGUUCAGUCGUGUCGAGCUCAGCCUCGUCGAAUUCGGCAUCAUCUCUUUCUUCAUCAUCCACUCUUGCUGCGUCUUCAACGACUUCGACUUCUACCGGCACUCCUUGUGCAGGCAACACGGCAUCAUCAAGGACAGCAUGGUGCGACUACAGCAUCGACACUGAUUACUACAACGUCGUACCCGAUACAGGCGUCAGGCGGGAGUACUGGUUCGACCUCCAAGAGGUUACGGUGGCGCCGGAUGGCAUUGAGAGAAUUGCUUUGACUGUCAACGGAACGGUUCCUGGACCGACAAUCGAGGCCGACUGGGGCGACACUGUCGUUGUGCACGUCACAAACAACUUUGCAUCGAGUCUCAACGGCACCAGCAUCCACUUCCACGGCAUCCGCCAGAACUACACCAACCAGCAUGAUGGCGUCGUGAGUAUCACGCAGUGCCCGACGGCACCGGGUGAGAGCUAUACCUACACCUGGCGGGCAACGCAAUAUGGAACAACUUGGUACCACUCUCAUUUUGCUCUCCAAGCAUGGGAGGGAGUCUUUGGUGGCAUCAAAAUCAACGGACCCGCAACUGCCAAUUAUGACGUCGAUUUGGGCCAUCUCUUCCUGAACGACUGGAGCCACGAGACUUCAAGCGCUCUCGAGAUCGUAUCAGAAACGCAGGGACCGCCGACGUUGGAGAAUGCGCUGAUCAACGGAACCAACGUGUACAACGAUUCCGGAGUGGUGACCGGUUCCCGGUUUGAGACAAGAUGGGAAGCCGGUACAUCUUACCGACUGAGGUUGGUCAGUGGUGCCAUCGAUAGCCAGUUCAAGUUCUCUGUCGACAACCACACCAUGUUGGUGAUCGCGAACGACCUGGUACCCAUUGUUCCGUAUAACACGACCGUGCUGAACGUUGGGAUGGGUCAACGCUACGAUGUGAUCAUCACGGCUGAUCAGGAAUCCAUCGCGACAGAUUUCUGGAUGCGGGCGAUUCCGCAGACGGCUUGCUCCAACAACGACAGCCCCGACAACAUCAAGGGGAUCGUCCGCUACUCGACCAGCACAUCGUCCGACGACCCCGAAACCACGGGAUACGACUACACCAACGAGUGCGUGGACGAAGCCAUGAGCGACCUCGUGCCGUGGGUGUCGAAGAACGCCGAGUCCGGGACAUCGCUGCUCGAGGCGGUGGCGCUGGGGCGCAACUCGGACAACUACAACCGAUGGUACAUGAACAGCACGUCGAUGGUGGUGGAGUGGAACAACCCGUCGCUGCUGCAGGUGUACGAAAACGACACGACCUUCACCGACACCAGCGGGAUGGUGCGGCUGGACACGGCCAACGAGUGGGUCGUCUUCGUCAUCGACACGACGAUGCCGGUCCCGCACCCCAUCCACCUCCACGGGCACGACUUCAACGUGCUCGCCCAGGGAACCGGGACGUACGACUCGUCGGUGACGCUGAACCUGGACAACCCGCCGCGACGGGACGUGGCGCUGCUGCCUUCGGCGGGCUACCUCGUGAUCGCGUUCGAGACGGACAACCCCGGGGCGUGGCUGAUGCACUGCCACAUUGGCUGGCACACGUCCGAGGGCUUCGCGAUCCAGAUCCUGGAGCGGUGGGAUGAGAUUGAGCCGUUGAUCGACUACGACGUGCUGGAGGAGAAUUGCAAUGCGUGGGACUCGUACGUGGCGGCCUAUUCGGUUGAGCAGGACGAUUCUGGGGUGUGA